UGGAGCGGUCACCUGCCGCUGCUGCUGGUGGGGCUGUAGACACGACCUACAGCAGCGGCCCAAGUACCCUGCAAAAACAGAUCGCACUCUACCUGUCCGGGGGCAGCGCAGCGACACGGCAAGACACAUCUUUUGGGAGAGUGGUGCUGAUGUGAUGCCGGUGGAACAAGCAGUGGUGCACUGAGCCUCCCAUGGCUGUUAGCACCAUGGGCACUGAGUCAGGCCGGACAACUCAGCCACAGGCCGCCCUGACAAAAGGAGGUCACUCCCUGCUGCCUGCUGGGUCUCUGAGCGCCAGGUUGGGUUCUGAAGGGAAGCAUUAUGUCUGCGGUUCCAUUGCAGCUUUUACCAAUAUCGUGGUGACCUUCCCCAUCCAGAAGGUGCUCUUUCGCCAGCAGCUGCACGGUGUGUUGGCCAGGGAGGCGGUGCGGCAGCUCCAGAGGGAUGGGCUGAGGAAUCUUUACAGGGGCUUACUGCCCCCGCUGCUCCAGAAGAGCACCACAGUGGCCAUCAUGUUUGGCCUGUAUGAGGACUUCUCUAGAGUCUUACUGGAGCGGGCCGACGGCUGCGGUAUGCCGGAGCUGGUCACACGCAGCUUUGCUGCAGCAUUAGCAGGAACUGCGGAGGCCUUCCUGACACCAUUUGAGCGCGUGCAGACUCUCCUACAAGACCAUCGGCACCACGGGCGCUUCAACAACACAGCCCACAUCUUCCGGACACUUCUGACUGAGUAUGGUGUCAGAGAGUGCUACCGUGGCUUAGUGCCCAUACUCCUCCGUAAUGGCCCUAGCAAUGUGCUCUUCUUCGGGCUCCGCGGGCCCAUUAAAGAGCAGCUCCCAGAGGCCACUAGCCAGGCAGGUCACUUGGUUAAUGAUUUUGUGUGCGGAGGUGUGUUGGGCGCUGCCCUUGGCAUCAUGUUCUAUCCAUUAAAUGUGGUAAAGUCUCGGGCUCAGUCUCAGGUGGGUGGAGCCUUCCAGCCUUGCAGGGAGGUGCUGCUAACAGUGUGGAGAGAAAGAGGUGGCAGCCUGGCUAUGCUCUUCCGAGGAGCUCAUCUCAACUACCACCGCUCACUCCUCUCUUGGGGGAUCAUCAAUGCUACCUACGAGCUGCUGCUGAAGCUCAUAUGAGAGGGAGAAUGGAGGUGAUAAAAUCUAGAGUGAAAGAGAAAGUAUUUAAAGGGAAAAACCUGUAUGGAGUGAAAGAGCCAGUUUUUGAGAGGAGAAGAAAAUCGUAAUGUAACGCUGAUGCACUUGCUGUCUAGCACUGUUUGCAGGAUGUUUCCAGAGAGACAGCAGUGAAGAUGCACUUAUGACAGGGGCCAACAGUCUGUGUGAGAUAAAAACCACCUGCCAUUGUGACUAUUUGCAGUUGUCAAAGUAUUAAAACAGGACACACACUUCAGCCUAUACAAAACUUGUGCCAGGGUCCAAUUGAAAUGCCCUCGUUUGCUCUGUGUACAAAACUUUAGGGAGCAAACUGAACUCCAGCAUUUUUUUCUUUUUUUUUUCAGUUUCAAGCAAAGGUUACUGGAGUGGAUUAACUGUUUUGUAGGAGAAGCUGUGUUAUAUGUGCUGUGUGCUGUGGUGCUUUUGUAGACAAUAUCCAUCUGUUUGUUUGACCAUGAGCACUUGCUCUAUGAAGCUGUUUUCUGCCACUUAACUGAAACACUGUUGUGCAUUUGCCUAUUGAAAUAUCCAAAAACUAUUGUCAAGAAAAGUGGAUUAAACUGAAUGUUGGUCAUUUUAUUUCUCUUUUAUUUUCCAUCUUCACCCGUUCAGCCUACAUUAAUGAGAUCAAAUGGCUAAUACUCAAGCAGUUGUUGAAGUGGGUAUCAGUGCUGUACAGGCUACUUUAUACAACUUCUCUUUUCACACAUCUAUGCCAAUCAAAACAAAUACUGAAAUGUUCUGUCAAACACGGUUUGUCUUGAUUUAUUUUCUGAAGUGCUACUGGCAGGGUGUAUGUGUUGUUGAGUUUUGACAAGUGCCCAUUGAUGUGUAUGUCAGUAAAACAUUCAGCUACACCCAGAUCUUGUCUGUUUUUAUGAUUUAUUGGGAGUGAGAUAAAUAUUUAAUCUAGCCCUUUACUGUAACAAAUAACCCCACAGAAAAGGUUUGCACUAGUGACUAUUUUUAACUCAUUGUAGCAGCUUCAAAAAUAGACAUAUAAUAUCAAUUUGACUAUGCACUAUUGCUGCAUUUGUUCAUUUUUCAACUGCUGUUCAUUUAUUGACUAUAAAACAAAGUGCUCCUCAAUGUUUGUUUCCUUUUGUUGUUUUUUUUUAAACCUAAAUGCCACUUGUACGAUAAAUGUAUUUCUGCUCACUCUUAUGUCUCCUCUCACGCUUGCUCUCCUCUCUGUCUGUAACAUCUGUUGACAUAAUGGGCUCAGAUUUCAAGCUCGAGUAGAUGCAGCCAGUCACCGUGCAGCAGCUCUUGCUGGGUUCGACAGCCCGAAGAGGAAAGGCAUGCUGCCUGGACACACAUAGAGACACUGAGCAGUAACAGUGCUGGGAGAAGACAGGGGCAGAGGGUAAUGUUCAGUGGUACAAAAAGCUCAAGCUGCCACGUAAAUGGAUCAGUUGGCCUAUUUCUUCAAUUCUUUUCAUUUUGACUGUUCAUAGUGUAUUCUGAGAUCUUUCCAGGGUGUCCUCUUUGAAAGUAUGACUUUGUAUUCUGUAAGGAUUUGAAAGCGGGGCGCCUUCGCUGAUUUUGAGUGAUGUUGUUUAUAAUUACCACGUUCCCUGGAGCACAAGUCACCAAAUCAGUACAAAAUGUCAAAUUAUUGCAACCAAAUGAGAUGUUGAAAAGCAAUCCAUUAAAAAUGUUGCCAGUGA
Molecule: messenger RNA, 2836 nt
Organism: Thunnus maccoyii (southern bluefin tuna)
Lineage: Eukaryota; Metazoa; Chordata; Actinopteri; Scombriformes; Scombridae
Gene: slc25a51b
Product: solute carrier family 25 member 51b
Exons: 2
Coding region: 192-1127 (311 amino acids)
Source: RefSeq, a predicted model, not a curated record